GUGUUGGUUUUGGCCGGUAGAUCUCGGUACCAAAACUACCAAGAUGGCGGAUGAUGAAGAUCCCGAGAAAUCGAGUGGAAACGCAAAGAAAUCUCGAAAUCCUGUACCUGAAUGGCACGAAACUUGCAUCGGUAUAUGGACAAAGAGUACUAAAGGUGAAAUUGAUAAAACGAACAAGCGAAAUCGCAUCUGUAAUGGAAUUAACGUGGUCAAAAUCAAUAAGUUUGCAGAUCCAAAAAAGAUAAAACCCAGUCAGACAAGAGGGUUACAAGUUACAAUUCAGGAGAUUGAGGAAGAUAUUGAAAAAAGUGUCAAUCAAACUAAAAGUAAAGAUCCAAAGAAAUAUGAGUUUCCACCCGAAGAUAUGGGACUUGGCAAAAGGAUCAUAGAAAUCUUAAACAAGCAGAAAAACCACAUGGAAAAGGGAAUAAAGGAUAUUGCUGAAAAUGGGAUAAAGCCUUCAGAAGUUUGGAAUGGCUUUUCUGAUAUCAUGUCAUCUUGGUAUAAAACCUCUGCAAGGAUCGUUUCAUAUUGUCAUCCUCAAGAAAAGCUGUCUCAGAUGUAUGCUUUUGGGGCAGAGCGACUGAAAGACUUGAGGAAGCGGGUGGGAGGAGACGAUAGAAAGAAAUGACCACAAAGAGCAUCAAGUGGAAGGAACAUAUUUAUUUUGUGACUCCCCAAGUUACGCUCUGCGUAACGAACUUUACGUGACAAUGAGAAGAGCUUUAGAGGUAACCACAACAACCAACAACCACAGUAAUAUGGAUGAAUUACUGUACGAACCCUUUAGUGGAAAACUCGACAUUGGAAAUUGGUUGGAAACUAGAAAAUUAUCAUGCAAUAAAUGCCUUAUGUUGCCAUAGUACGAAUAACAAAUUUCCCAAUUAUAGCGUAUUUUGUAUAUGCAAUAUUGAGCUUUAUUUCUAGCCUAAGGCGAGAUUUGUGGUCAUAGUCUAGGCCGCCCCUCGGUGCCGGCAUUCAAAACGCCGCACCUGUGAUAAAUAUUAUUCUCGUAAUGAGACCAUAUUAAAAAAAUUAUGUUUUAUUAAAAUGAAUUUUGUGAAUUCAACCUUUCACUUUG
Messenger RNA from Nematostella vectensis (starlet sea anemone), 1081 nucleotides. RefSeq lists its product as uncharacterized. The transcript has 6 exons. The record is from RefSeq and is a predicted model, not a curated record. Lineage: Eukaryota; Metazoa; Cnidaria; Anthozoa; Actiniaria; Edwardsiidae. Bases 44 to 631 code for a protein of 195 amino acids.